AUGGAUGCGAUUGGAGUUGUAGAGCAACUUUCAUUAAUAAAAGCCAAAAAAUGGGAGGUUCGUAAGAUAUCAGAUGAACAUUCUUGUUCAUCCCCUGUUAUCACACAAGAUCAUGUCAACCUUGGCUAUGUAUAUAUUAGCAAAAAUAUUCUUGCAUUGGUGGAGAGUGAUCCAUCAAUUUCAAUUCCAACAAUAAUAGCACGCAUCAAAAGUGUUGAAGGGUACACAAUCUCAUAUCGCAAAGCAUGGAUGGCAAAGCAAAAGGCAAUUGAAGACUUACAUGGAAAUUGGGAACAAUCUUACCAUGAUUUACCCAAGUUGCUCAAUUCCAUGACAAUAUUUCUUAAUGGAUUUGUUAUUGAGAAGCAAACAAGGCCACUAUACAACCAACAAGGUGAGAUGGUUCAUGAUUAUGUUCAAUUCCAUAGAGUAUUUUGGAUAUUUAAACCUUGUAUCAAUGGGUUAAAAUACUGUAAGCCCAUUGUUCAAGUUGAUGGCACAUUCUUGUAUGGAAAAUACAAAGGAACUCUCCUCGUGGUCGUGGCUCAAGAUGGUAACAACAAAAUCUUUCCAAUUGUCUUUGCCAUUGUUGAGGGUGAAACAACAGAUGCAUGA
This is a messenger RNA of Cajanus cajan (pigeon pea), 615 nucleotides long. The record is from RefSeq and is a predicted model, not a curated record. NCBI's taxonomy places the organism in Eukaryota, Viridiplantae, Streptophyta, Magnoliopsida, Fabales, Fabaceae.